Messenger RNA from Cercopithifilaria johnstoni, 1341 nucleotides. NCBI's taxonomy places the organism in Eukaryota, Metazoa, Nematoda, Chromadorea, Rhabditida, Onchocercidae. The record is from the annotation of a GenBank genome assembly.
AUGGACACGAGGCGUAGUAUGGAUUCACCACCAAUUCUGGUCAGUUGCAAGUCGAUAUUACGCGGUAGUACGGAAAACUCGCGUCUACGUCCAGACAGGCAGUUGUCAAAGUCGCAAUCUAUUAUUGAUUCAAAUGAUCCAUCAACAGCGAAGGCAAGUUCAUUAGAUGAUAGUCCACCGGGUGCCAACAAGAUGGUUUUUUCGGAGGGUGUGACUUCGUUGACAUUUAUCCAGUCAUCUGUCAAGAAAAAAGAUCCUCGAGCAAAUUUCUGCCUUUGGGUUGGUACUUCUGCGAGCACAUGUAUCAUCUAUUAUUUACUGAUCCCAGCAGAUCGGCUGAAUUCAGCAGUUUCUGUGGUUCAUAGCGGGUCGGUGGUUCAUACGCGAGGACGUAUGUUAUACACGACAUUGAUGGAUCGAAAUUUUCGUUUGUUAGAAGGUGCAGCUGAAAGUUAUCAUGAAAAAAUGAUUGCGAAACCCAAAGAAGGUGAUCGGAAUCAUUCAGAAGAAAAUUUUCCAAAUAAAGUUCUUACAAAAUGGAGUCUUUCACCAACUUGCUCGAACGCUACAGAAUAUUCUGGAGAGGAUGAUUUUUUGCAGUUUGCUGUUUUGGUUUCUGAGGAUGAAGUACAUACCGUUGCACUACCAAACUUCAAUUUUUUAUUUUUAUAUCGUCCGGAAUUUCCGUUCGUUAAGGCACGGGCAACACAUAUCCAUGGCUAUCCUGUGCUAAUGAUAUUAAAUGGCGCAGGACAAAUUGUUAUACUAAGCCUUCCAAGUUUAAGGCUUCUUUUUUGCUCAAAUCUUUUCCGUCAUUCCGUUGAUUACGAUGACCCCAUAUGCUUCAAGACAUCCUUUGCCGAACAUGGAUUGGGUAUGUACACGAUAACGCCAUCAGAGAUCCAGAAAUUCACGGUUUGCUCCGAACUGACAAAUCAAGUACACGGAUCGGCUGGCGAGUUGUUUGUGCCUGUUGAUAUGCCUGAACAACCAAAAAGUUCAUUUCUGAAAGGGAUGUCAACCUUAUUUGCCAGUCAGAAAGACAGCUUUGAUUUGGAUGCUCUGCUUUUUGACAAAAAUUCCAACUCGGUGGCCGGCAGCAAUAUGCGUUCUAUUGCAAAAACGAUACCUGGUCCAUCAAGCAUGGAGCAUGCUACAGCACGCGGUGUAUCAGCAGGUCAAGCUGCAAACAUGGCUUUACAGGCUUUAAAUGAGCGUGCAGAAAAGCUGAAUAUAACCGUGGAUGCAACAGAACGACUUAAAGAAAAUGCAAUGACUCUUUCGCAACGAACGGGAAAGCUAGUGGAAAAGUACGAAAAGAAAAAAUGGUACAAUUUCUAG